Molecule: messenger RNA, 618 nt
Organism: Ambispora gerdemannii
Lineage: Eukaryota; Fungi; Glomeromycota; Glomeromycetes; Archaeosporales; Ambisporaceae
Source: the annotation of a GenBank genome assembly
AUGGUGCGUUAUACCAAAAAUUUUACUCGCAUAACAAAUGUUAAAACCAAAAAACGCAGUUGGAGUGCACGCGAAAAAUUGGCCAUACUCGCUUAUCUCGAAAAUAAACCUAGUGCUAACAAACCGUUGAAACGUAUAAGACCUCAAAUGAAACGACUUACUCCUGGUGCGAAGCCCCGAUAUCCAAUAUUAGAGGAUGACCUUGUUAUUUGGGUUGUAUCACGUUUUAUAGUUCGUUCUAAGACGAAAUCUUUGGCGAAAACAUCACGCUUUCUUGCAAUUUAUCCAAAUAUUGGUGAUUAUAAAUGGAGUGACAAGUGGUUGGAUGAAUUUAUGAACUGCUACCAUCUCAGCAUUCGGCGUUGUAAAAACUACUACCAAUAUUAUGACAUUUCUAAUACCUGUAAUGGAACUAAAGAUAAUUGUAUUUUUGAUUAUGGUUGGAUUAAACAAUCUCAAAGGUCUGAUCAAAAUCUUAUAAUUGAAAAUGAAGAUAAUAAUUUGGGAAAUGAAGGUAUUAAUUCAGGUAAUUUGGAUGACUUUGUUGAAAUAAUUGAUAAUUCUGAAGAUGAAUAUUAUAAUAUCGAAAUAGUUGAGUUUACAAAUGUAUGGAAUUAG